This is a messenger RNA of Malaclemys terrapin pileata, 2331 nucleotides long. It is a transcript of the gene LPAR5, whose product is annotated as lysophosphatidic acid receptor 5. The transcript is spliced from 2 exons. Gene Ontology annotation, molecular function: G protein-coupled receptor activity. Gene Ontology annotation, biological process: G protein-coupled receptor signaling pathway; behavioral response to pain. Gene Ontology annotation, cellular component: membrane. The record is from RefSeq and is a predicted model, not a curated record. Lineage: Eukaryota; Metazoa; Chordata; Testudines; Emydidae. Bases 1025 to 2146 code for a protein of 373 amino acids.
GAAGAGAGUGUAAAGCAGCCACAUGCAGAGAGUUAGGGCGGGAGUAGUGCCUCUGAUGGAAUACCGUGUGCAGUUCUGGUCACUGGUAUUCACUAAAGACUAAUUCGCUCUGAAACAGGUGUAGCAAAGAGCUACCAGGAUGAUCAGGGAAAUGAAGCACCUAAUCUUAUGAGAGAAGACUGGAAGAUCUUGGCUUGUUUCAGACUUCAUUUUGUUAGGCUAGAGGAGAUAGGAUUUCUCUCUGUAAAUACAUAUCAGGGGUGUAAAGGGAGGGAGAAGAGCUAUAUAAGCCAAACAGACAAUGCUGGCACAAGAACAAGUGGGUAUAAACUGCCCAUGAAUACAUUCAGGCUGGAAAUCAGAAGAAGGUUUCUAACCACCAGAGGAGUGAGGUUCUGGAAAAGCCUCCCAAUAGGAGGAAAGGGGGAAAGAAACCUAACUGGUUUUAAAAUGGAUCUUGAUAAAUUUAGGAAUGGGAUUAUAUGACAGAUUUGCCUGUAACAGCAGAGGACUGGACUCAGUGACCUAGCAGUCACUACCUUCUUGUCCUACAUUGGAUAGGAGGUGCAGGGGCUAAUUUCCUAUCUGCCUUUCUACAUCCACUUUGUUUCUGCUCUGCCGUCAGUUUUGAUUGCUUAAUUGAAGUCUUCACAGUGGAUGUGGUCAUCAGGACAAGGGCAUUCACCUGCUUCCAGCUCUGCUCGGAGAAAGGAACUGUGUUGUCAUUCCACAUCUGGCAAGAACCCGGCAUUGCAUCCACAUCACCACAACUGCUGGAAAGAAUCUGUGAAAUGUAACCAGUGAUUGACCUCCAAACCACCGAUACCAGGAGGAGACCCAUUGAAGAGCUGGUGACGGAAUCUGCAGAGAGAGAGACACCCAUCCACUUCCGAGGGGCGGCAGGGAAUGACCUGACUCCUGCUCCCCUGAGGGUAAUGAUCUUCCUCCAUGCCUCUUGUUGUGCCCCAUUUGCCUAUCAGUGGCCUGAACUACAUCACUGAGAUCUCUACAGGUUCUGUUGAGCAUGUCAAAUGCCAGCAUCUCUCAAAGUCUGGACCAAUGCAAAGAUUACAGCUCCAACCACCGGCUGCACCUGGUUGGGUACAGCUUGAUCUUUGUGGCAGGUUUGAUGCUCAAUGCUAUGGCACUCUGGGUCUUCCUGCGCUACCUGCACCUCAAGUCUGUGGUGAGCAUCUAUAUGUUCAACCUAGCAGUAAGCGACCUGCUCUUCACACUCUCGCUGCCACUACGGCUCUAUUACUACUCCAGCCAGCACUGGCCCUUUGGCAAUUUCCUUUGCCAGGUGUCUGGCUCCCUCUUCCAGAUCAACAUGUAUGGCAGCUGCCUCUUCCUCAUGUGCAUCAACCUGGAUCGCUAUGUUGCCAUUGUCCACCCACUCCGCUGGCGCCACCUUCGGCGGCCCAAGUUGGCCCGGCUGCUCUGCCUGGUGGUGUGGGUGCUUAUCCUGGUGGGCUCUGUUCCGGCUGCUGGUGUACACAGGUCAAGUUCCUGCAUCAAAGGGAACCAGACCAUCGCUCUGUGUUUUGAAAGCUUCAGUGAUGGCCUGUGGCAGAAGGGCAUCUUCCCACUGGUCAUCCUGGCUGAAAUCCUGGGCUUCCUCUUGCCACUGACCUCUGUGACGUACUGCUCAAUUAGAAUCUUCCAGAAGCUAUGCCAGGCCAGCGAGACACAGAGCCUGCGCCAGCAGAAGACUAUCCGCCUGCUCGUGGUGAAUUUGGUGAUCUUCAUCAUCUGCUUCGUGCCCUACAACACAACUCUGGCAGCCUACGGGAUGAUAAAGGCCCACGUGAUCCAGGCUGAACCGCCAGUUCGGGACUCUGUGCGCCAGGUGCUUAUUGUCACAGUGCUGUUGGCCAGCAUGAACUGCUCUCUGGACCCCCUAAUUUACUACUUUAGCACUGAAGGUUUCCGUAACACCUUCAAGAAGCUCCGGCGGGGCCAAGCAUGGGACUCCGACACAGGGAUGGCCAAGACUCAGGUCACAAAGACAAAACUCUAUAGCGCACGCUCCAGUCUAGAAGCAAAGCAGUACCCAGUCAAAAACUUCAUUCUCCCCAAUGAGGACUUGCCACUGGCUCCUAUCAAAAUAUUUUUGAAUGGCCCAAUUGAGGACUCUGAAAUAUAAUCCUGGAAGUCACAGGGUUGCUGAGUUAUAGGGUAGCCAUAAGAUGCCAGGAAGAUUGUGGGAGUUGGCUAGAGUGUAUGUACCCUGAUCAAACUGGAGAAGCUUAGUAGGGUGAUAAGGAAAUGUGAGGAUGGUAAACUUGGUGAUGCAAAACUAAAUAACAUUUUUUACAACAAAAUGAGAAA